Oncorhynchus nerka (sockeye salmon) is the source of this 2085-nucleotide messenger RNA. Its product is annotated as endoglin-like. Gene Ontology annotation, cellular component: cell surface. Gene Ontology annotation, molecular function: transforming growth factor beta receptor activity; glycosaminoglycan binding; type II transforming growth factor beta receptor binding. Gene Ontology annotation, biological process: epithelial to mesenchymal transition; regulation of transforming growth factor beta receptor signaling pathway; transforming growth factor beta receptor signaling pathway. The record is from RefSeq and is a predicted model, not a curated record. Lineage: Eukaryota; Metazoa; Chordata; Actinopteri; Salmoniformes; Salmonidae.
UCUGUGCUCGCCCGCCUGGCCACACUAGACAUUUUCUGAAAGUUUACAUGACUGACCGCUUCGCACGCGCUCCUGGAUAAGCCUACACCCGGCCAUUCUCCAUACAUAUCUAACCUUUGACCUAUCAAGGCUGGAUUUGUGUGGUCACCCUUCUGGAGCAGAACCACUGUCACCACAGUCACAGCCGUGCUGCCAUUGGACACUGCUCUCACUGCCCAAGCACCUAGACAUCGGCCAGUGCAUCUUUGAGACUCCCACAGAUAGCUGACUUUGAGAUGGAGAGCAGCAACAUGUCGCGUUUACCUCUACUUCUACUCUGCCUUGCCAUCGCCACUUCAGCAUCCCAGCAGACCUGUGAGCCAGUGGCGGUCCCUGAAAACCAGAAUGCCUGGAUCAGGUUGAGAGAGAUGCUUCCAGGCUGCUGGACCAACUACACCACUCAGGACAGCAAAGAAGUUCACAUCCUCAGCUUGCAUUACACUACUGAGGCUCCCAACAUGUUUACACUGAAUAUGACCGCUGCCCAGCCAAUGCACCUCAUCAUCACCACAGACUCAAAGCAGAUCAUAUACACUGAGGCCCAUGCUAACACGGAUGUCAGCAUUUACGUGGCAAAUGACUCCAAUAUGCAAAUCAUGGGUACAAUUGUGAACGUCCAGAAAAAAGACUUUCCCACAGAAAAUAAAGAUAUAGUGAGGUGGGCCACCGAGAAGUUUGGUGGGGUGACGUCCUUCACCACCAUCCAGAACCCGAUGAGCAUCGCUUCCACAGGGAGAGAGGGAACAAGACUCCUUCCAACUGGCUCCAUCAACUGUACUCUUGAAAACGAAUGGCAUGCGCUCAAGCACUAUCUGAAGUUAGAAUCAAACAUACGUUUGCUCAAAUCCUGCUCGAACCAGCUUCCCCACAGCCACACUGAGAAAGAACUGUACAUCGUCAACAUCCCUGAGGAUGUCAGCAUUCGCCUUGUCUCUGUGCACGUCAUCAGUGAGAGGCAGAUCAGUCUGUUCCUAAGAGGACCCCAGGGUACCGUGUGGAGCAUCCAUGACCCAAAGCACACCAGCUUCAGUUCCAACAACGUGAUCCUGCUUGCUGCCACCAGCAUGAUGCAUAAGAUCCCUCCCACUAUCACCAUCUCCACAGACAGUGCUGAUGCUGUACAGAAGACGGCCUUGGACCAUUUCAGAGCCAGUACCAUCACCAGCUACUCUGAGAUCCGAACCGAGGGCACCAUGGUCACACUGGUCCUAGGGAAUAAGGACCAAACUUCAGUCACAGAGGCUGCACCAACCAAGACAACCCCAUCGCCCCCCAGCCCGCCUCAGAUGCCUCUACUCAUGCAACUGUACACCUCUCCAGACUACCGCUCCCCUCUGGACCCCAACACCAAGGUGCAGAGCGACAAGAGGAUCUACGCAGAGAUCUCAGGGCGGACACUGGGGGAGAUUGUCCUGACCAUCAAGGUGAUCAACUGCUCGGUGCGCUCCAAGGGUUCUUGCCCGGUGGUGAGGGACAUGCCCUUCAGGCCAGAGGUAUGCUCCUCCACCGUGUGCCCCAACAGUACCAGGGUUAGCUUCUCCUUAGAGCUGCUCCAAGACCUGGCCUCCACUAGCUGGGACCUGGAGUGCUCCGUCAAACUCUGCUUCAGCGAGAAAUGUGGAGAUGGAGGAAGAGUGAAGAGGAACUUGGAGGUCACCCAGACAUACAUCCCGCCACCAAUGGAGUGUAUUGACUUUGGUCUGUCAGCCGUGCUGGGCAUUGCCUUUGGAGGUUUCCUGAUCGGAGUUCUGCUCAUUGGAGCUCUGUGGGUCAUCAAGAUCCGCACAGGAUACCCCACCGGACUGGAUGUAGGGUCGACUACUGCAAACCUCUCGAAAUGUCCUUGCUCUCUGACCAGCAAACGGCAACCUGUCUCCAACAACCUCCCCUCUGAGAACAGUAGUGCCAACGCCAGCAUUGGCAGCACUCAGAGCACGCCAACAAGCAGCAUGGCAUGACACCAUCACCACCACCGUCUCCCCUCUCCGUCACACUGAGGGGGCUCCAUGCUAUUUGGUCACUCUUUCACAAUGCUUAAGAAAGCAU